Molecule: messenger RNA, 648 nt
Organism: Naegleria gruberi
Lineage: Eukaryota; Heterolobosea; Eutetramitea; Acrasida; Naegleriidae
Exons: 2
Coding region: 1-648 (215 amino acids)
Molecular function (GO): DNA binding
Source: RefSeq, a predicted model, not a curated record
AUGAUGCUUAAAACUCAAAAGACUGUCGCUUCUCCAAUGCAAAAAUUGGUGAGAUUUUUAGUGAGAGGACACAAACUUUCACCACAACAAGGAGCUGAAAUUAUGCACCACAUUGAAAAUAAUACUCUCAAAUUAAGAAAUGAAUUAAAGUAUAAGGAAUAUAUUGGAAAAGCCUUCACCGGAGAAAAUACACCAAAUGUUACAGCCUACGUUAAUGGAUUGGGUACCGUUAAUAGAGUUGUUGUUGAUGAAUCCCUCUCUAAAUUGUCUAAAAACAGAUUGGAAAGUUUCAUCGUCUCUGCUGUUGCUAAAGCUCUCAAGCAACCAAAGGAACACGUCCAUCAAAACAUGAAAAACAUUAACACUGAGGCCAUGUCUCUCCUCUAUAACGCUUUGGAAUCAUACAACUCCAAGUUGGACUCACUCACUGAUGACUAUAAUCAAAUUAUUAGACAAGCCUUCGUCAAUGACCAAUUAUAUGCUAAUGCUCUCUAUCAACAAGUUUUGGAAGAAUCAUUCAAGCCUGAAGGAUAUCUGCAUGAAGAUGAAGAAUUACUUUACAUUGAAAAGAAGAAGCAAGGACUCAGCGAAAGAGAAAUGGAUAACAUUAUGUUGGGAGAUAAGGUCCCUGAUAGUAGUUUGUUGUAA